This is a messenger RNA of Epithele typhae, 993 nucleotides long. Its product is annotated as terpenoid synthase. NCBI's taxonomy places the organism in Eukaryota, Fungi, Basidiomycota, Agaricomycetes, Polyporales, Epitheliaceae. The transcript is spliced from 5 exons. Bases 1 to 993 code for a protein of 330 amino acids. The record is from RefSeq and is a predicted model, not a curated record. Gene Ontology annotation, molecular function: carbon-oxygen lyase activity, acting on phosphates.
AUGGGGCAGUUCACUUCUUCUCAGACAGCGUCCCUUGCAAAGCCCUCCAGGUGUGAUGAAGAUGCUGGCAGCGAUCCUCACGCAGGAGUCAAAACCGUUGUCCGCGAGUUCCUGGCUCGCAGCGACUACCGCUCACCCAAAUCUCUGGAAGACCCCGUCCUUCGCAGCACCCUCGCCGACGAGCUCGCCACGUGGCCAGCCUCAGUUCCCCCCUCGUUCAUCGCCAAGGUCCUCGACGGCGCCUGCGUUUAUACCGAGACCGCCUACGCCCACGUCUCGCACGCGCACAAGCUCUACAUCGCGCGCUACACCGCCUGCAUGCUCUACGUCGAUGACCUUGCGGCCACCGAAGCGUCCGGGGUGGAGGGCGCGGACGCCGUGCGCCGCUUCGCCGGCCGCUUCGUGCGCGGGGAGCCGCAGCCAGACGCGGUGCUCGACGCGCUCGCCGCGAUCUUGCGCGACGCGCACACCGGCGGGCUUUGGGGCCCGUAUGGCGCCGAUGCCAUCGUCGCCGGGACGCUGGACGCCAUCGCAGCUGCGCAUGUGGAGGGCGCGCUCGAGCGCGGGGCGAUCAAGGUGCACAGCGGGGCGACGAUGUUCCCGUCCUAUCUGCGCACGCGGGCGGGGAUCGGCCCGCCGUUCACGCACUUCGCGUUCAUGCGCGAGUGGCGAGAUGUGCCGGACUCGUACUUGCAAGUGCUACCGUAUAUGGAGCACUGGACGCUCGGCACGAAUCUCUCGUUUUACAAAGAAGAGCUCGCGGGAGAGACGAAGAACUACGUUCAUCUCCGCGCAGACGCAGAGCUGCGAUCAUGCGAAGAGGUCUUGCUCGCCUUGUCAGAUGAAGUCGCUCAGUCUGCACGCAGGAUGGACACACUCGUGAAGGAAGACGUCGAGCUCGAGGCCUUGUGGCGCCGAUACUACCAGGGAUAUCUAGAGUUUUCUUUGAAGGCCAAACGGUACCGGCUAGCCGAGUUGGGCUAUGAGCCUUGA